Messenger RNA from Echinops telfairi (small Madagascar hedgehog), 4385 nucleotides. It is a transcript of the gene NAMPT, whose product is annotated as nicotinamide phosphoribosyltransferase. Bases 1 to 1491 code for a protein of 496 amino acids. Lineage: Eukaryota; Metazoa; Chordata; Mammalia; Afrosoricida; Tenrecidae. The record is from RefSeq and is a predicted model, not a curated record. The transcript is spliced from 11 exons. Gene Ontology annotation, molecular function: nicotinamide phosphoribosyltransferase activity. Gene Ontology annotation, biological process: NAD+ biosynthetic process.
AUGAGGGAGCUGGACUUGGCGAGUGGGGUUUUCCCCGCCCGCGGUGCCCCUCUGCGCCUCCUUGCUGGGCAGGUAACUCACUAUAAACAAUAUCCACCCAAUACAAGCAAAGUUUAUUCCUACUUCGAAUGCCGUGAAAAGAAAACAGAAAACUCCAAAGUAAGGAAGGUGAAAUACGAGGAAACAGUAUUUUAUGGGUUGCAGUACAUUCUUAAUAAGUACUUAAAAGGAAAAGUAGUAACCAAAGAGAAAAUCCAAGAAGCCAAAGAGGUCUAUAAAGAACAUUUCCAAGAUGAUGUCUUCAAUGAAAAGGGUUGGAACUACAUUCUUGAGAAAUAUGACGGACACCUUCCAAUAGAAGUGAAAGCAGUCCCUGAGGGCUCUGUCAUUCCCAGAGGAAAUGUUCUCUUCACCGUAGAAAACACAGACCCAGAGUGCUACUGGCUCACAAAUUGGAUUGAGACUAUACUUGUGCAGUCUUGGUAUCCAAUCACAGUGGCCACAAAUUCAAGGGAACAGAAGAAAAUAUUGGCUAAAUACCUGUUAGAAACAUCUGGAAACUUAAACGGUCUAGAAUAUAAGUUACAUGAUUUUGGCUACAGAGGAGUCUCUUCGCAAGAGACUGCUGGUAUUGGAGCUUCCGCUCAUUUGGUUAAUUUCAAAGGAACAGAUACAGUAGCGGGAAUUGCUUUAAUUAAAAAAUACUAUGGAACAAAAGAUCCUGUUCCAGGUUAUUCUGUUCCAGCAGCGGAACACAGUACCAUAACAGCUUGGGGGAAAGACCAUGAAAAGGAUGCGUUUGAACAUAUAGUAACACAGUUUUCAUCAGUGCCUGUAUCGGUGGUCAGUGAUAGCUAUGACAUAUAUAAUGCAUGUGAGAAAAUAUGGGGUGAAGAUCUAAGACAUUUAAUAGUAUCAAGAAGUACAGAAGCACCACUAAUAAUCAGACCUGACUCUGGAAAUCCUCUUGACACUGUAUUAAAGGUUUUGGAUAUUUUAGGUAAGAAGUUCCCUGUUACAGAGAACUCAAAGGGCUACAAGUUGCUGCCACCUUACCUUAGAGUUAUUCAAGGGGAUGGAGUAGAUAUUAAUACCUUACAAGAGAUUGUAGAAGGCAUGAAACAAAAACAGUGGAGUAUUGAGAAUGUUUUCUUCGGUUCUGGCGGAGCUUUGCUACAAAAGUUAACAAGAGAUCUCUUAAAUUGUUCCUUCAAGUGUAGUUACGUGGUGACCAACGGCCUUGGGAUUAAUGUAUUCAAAGAUCCAGUUGCUGAUCCCAACAAAAGGUCCAAAAAAGGUCGAUUAUCUUUACAUAGGACACCAGCAGGGAAUUUUGUUACCCUUGAAGAAGGAAAAGGAGACCUUGAAGAAUACGGUCAAGAUCUUCUUCAUACUGUCUUCAAGAAUGGGAAAGUGACGAAAAGCUAUUCAUUUGAUGAAGUGAGAAAAAAUGCAAACCUGAAUAUUGAACUGGAAGCAGCCCCUCAUUAGACUUUGUUUUAUGGCUGCGUGUGUGUAUGGGUGUGUACAUGUGUGUAUGUGCACACACAUGUAUAUACACCUGUGUGUGUGUAAUACAUAGGUAACGUUUAUUGUACAGCUAUGUGGAUUGCCUUGUGUUUUAUGAUACAUUACAGCCAAAUUAUUUGUUGGUUUAUGGACAUACUGCCCUUUCAUUUUUCCUUUUUUCCAGUAUUUAGGUGAUCUCAAAUUAGGAAACGCACUUCACGAUGUAAAAGAUUAAUGCUAAAAUAAGCUUUUUAGGGCCCUUUGCCAAUAGAUAGUAAUUCAAUCUGGUAUUGAUCUUUUCACAAAUAACAGAACCAAGAAUCUUUUAUAUAUAAAUGAAGAUCACAUAAAACAGAUUUGCAUAAAAUUAUCAUGAUUGCUUUAUGUUUGUAUUUAACUUGUAUUUUUGUACAAACAAGAUUGUGUAAGAUAUAUUUAAAGUUUCAGUGAUUUAACACUCUUUCCAACUUUUCAUGAUUUUUAUGAGCACACACUUUCAAGAAAAUACUUGAAAAUAAAUUACAUUGCCUUUUGUCCAUUAAUCAGCAAAUAAAACAUGGCCUUAACAAAGUUGUUUGUGUUCUUGUACAAUUUGAGAAUUAUAUCAGGACACACCCUAUAGAAUUACUAACCUCACUGCCCCGUGUAGAGUAUGUGUUAGUCAUUCUACAUUCAACAAAAUAAUGGUUCUUACUGGAAUGUUUAGGCACUGUACAUUGAUUCUAUACCGUGGUUAUUGUACCAGUGAAAUGCCAAAUUUGAAAGGCCUGUACUGCAAUUUUAUAUGUCAGAUAUUGCCAGUGGCUCUAAUAAGCACCUCAAGAUUUUAAGGAGAUAAUGUUUUUAGAGAGAAUUUCUGCUUCCACUAUAGAAUAUAUACAUAAAUGUAAAAUAUUAACAAAAGUGGAAGUGGUGUAUUUUAAAGUAACUACACUUCUGAAUUUAUUUUUCAUAUCCUAUAGUUGAUAUUACUUCAAUGAAUUACUGGAGUUGCUAGUGAGUGUACUUAUUUCAAAUGUUUUGAUUCUGUUAUAUUUUUCAUUGAGUUUUAAAAAAAUUAAAUUGAAUAUUAAAUUGUAUGGGCAUCAUUUAUUAAUUCUAAAUAGACUCCCUCAAAUAAUGUUUUUUUAUGAUGAUAAAUUACCCUAUGGAAAACAUAGAAACAUAUGAGUAACAAUAGCAGAACCUUAAACCAGAAAGUCAGAUAAAGUCAGCGUCAGAAUAUCUAAAGUGUUUGACUGCCACCUACCACCUCUGAUUAGACACUUUCUUCCCCAGGACAUUUCUUUUUUGAUUCCCAGUAGGUCUUCUAAGGCAGGGCUUGACAAACUAACCCACAAGCCAAAUCAGACUAGUGCCUGUUUUGUAAAUGUGCAUUGCCUGUGAGUGCUGUCCAUUAUAACACAACAUUAAAAUCCAAUUCAGAAAUUAUAUGGCCCACAAAGCCUUAUAUACCUGGCCCUUGAUAGAAGUUUGCUGACUUAAGUGUUGGGACCGCUGACCACACGGCGAUCGAAGUCUAUCAGCUGCUGCAAGUUAGGAAAAUAAAGCUCUUCUGCACCUCUGGAACCCUGUAGAGGGUUGUUAGAGACAUUGAUGAGAAGUGGGCUUGGGGGUUGCUUCUUUAGAAAGGAGUGUGCCUUGAAUGAAAUGUAAUGUUGGUUUACAAGGAAGAGCGGACUAAAUUGAUAAGGAAUUUUCCUUGCUCCUACCCUUUUCUCAUUUAGGAAUUUAAUUGGUAAAUUGAUUUAGAAAAGCUUUAUUAAAAACAUAACAUUAAAUUAAAAAUUGAAAAGCCACAAGUGAUUUGUCUUAAACGAUUAUGAGGAAAUAUUCUAUCACUAGUAUAACUUAGAGGUAAAUUAUCUUUAUUAAAUUAUCUUUUAUAAGAGGCAGUAGAAUAGAAGUUUUUGCAAAUGAUGAGAAUUUUGUGUCUAGUGAGAACAGUCGGCAUUCAUGCUCAGUGAGUAUUCACCCUGUAAUCCUUGGACAUGAAUAUUUGAAGAUGAUUUUUUUUAAUGUAUUUAAGUAAAAAUUAGUAGUAUUAAGAACACAUUCACAAUGUGCUAAGGGGUUUGUCAUAGAGAAUUAAAAGAAACUAUAUUUAUUACCUAUAACAAUUUUGAUAGCCAUCCAUGAUUUUGUAUUGUUAAACAUUAGAAUUACACUACAGAGAUUAUUUACAUUCUGUGAAUUUCAGGAGGUUCAGAAUAUUUGGAGGAGUUAUACUUUGAAACUUUAGUGGAUGAUGAAAGUUGCACAUUUGUGCAUGUCUGUAGAUUGGGGUAGGAGGUGGCGUGAUUAAAUGCUCUUAGGCCACGUGGUACCGAUUUAUCCUGAAUGCCUGCCACCAGGCUAAUGGUAAGCACCCCCAGUACUGAGCACCAAAUAUUUAACCUGGAUGUGUCAAAUAGAAACUUUAAAUUAACCAAACUCUCCCAAGCAAAUGCAAAUACCAUGUAUGGUUUGCUUAAGUCAUUAGAUUUAUAGUUGACAUAUUGAUUUACCCCCUCAAUUCAUAACAAAGUAUUUUUGUUUUUAAUAGUUUUUUUGUCAAAGACUCAAACGAUGUGUUCUCUCUACUUAAAAAUGGCUUUUAUCAUAUUUAAUUUCAUAAACUAUUAAACUUUUAUAAUGAAAUGCAUCUUGGAAAAUUAGGAGGAAAUGACAGGCUAUUUAUUGUUGGUUGGUACCAUAAUUUAAAACUCACACUUAAAUAUUUUGUAGUUUUACAUUCCUUUUUUAAUCCAUUCAGAGGAGAACAUUAGUUUUCUCCCAAGUCGUAUGUCAAACCAAUUCUAAUGUGUACUCAAAAUCAAAGGUAAACAUGUAAUAAACAUGAAAAUAAAGUAUAGCUGGAUUAGUGAAACAUUAAA